AUGAACGUUUUGAAACUUCAGAGGAAGUUUCCUCAAUUCCAACAGAACGAAAUCUUUAGCUUGUCCGAUGCCUUUCAGCGGCUUGAUGUUGACGACAGAGGAUACCUUGAUGAAGCUACCGCUAUCAAGGCAACCCAGCAGAGCGAAAAUCAGCCCUACGAUGUUGUGCGCCAGGCGUUGAAGGAAGUCGAGCUUGACUCUUCGCGACGCGUUGAGCUCGAGGAUUAUGUUAGCCUCGUUGCCAAGCUUCGCGAUUCAUCGCCUGCUCAGAAGCGCAUGUCCACGGGACCAACUCCUCCCUCUGCAGGUGGCGGUGUUGUCGCGCAACGUACUGGAGGCCAUGCUUCCAAGGGUAGCGUGAGCGGAAAGAUCCAGGUCCAGGGCUCUAAUGCCAACAUCACUCACACCAUUAAUGAGGAUGAACGCACCGAAUUUACCCGUCACAUCAAUGCCGUGCUGGCUGGCGAUGCUGAUAUUGAUAGUCGCCUCCCCUUCCCCACCGAUACCUUCGAAAUGUUCGACGAGUGCAAGGAUGGCUUGGUUCUAGCCAAGCUCAUUAACGACAGCGUUCCCGAUACAAUUGACGAGCGUGUCCUUAAUAUUCCCGGCAGGAAGAUCAAGAACCUCAAUGCUUUCCACAUGAGUGAGAACAACAACAUUGUUAUCGAGUCUGCCAAAGGUAUCGGCUGUUCUGUUGUUAACAUUGGUGCUGGUGAUAUCAUUGAGGUUCGAGAACAUCUUAUUUUGGGUCUCAUCUGGCAAAUCAUUCGACGAGGAUUGCUAGGAAAGAUCGAUAUCAAGCUCCAUCCUGAGCUGUAUAGACUGCUUGAUGAGGACGAGACACUUGAGCAGUUUCUCCGCUUACCCCCCGAGCAAAUUCUUCUCCGGUGGUUCAAUUACCAUCUGAAAGCUGCUAACUGGCCCCGCACCGUCAAGAACUUCUCCUCUGAUGUUAAGGAUGGUGAAAAUUAUUCGGUUCUGCUGGCGCAAAUUGGUCCCGAGUAUGGCGUUACCCGUGCGCCAUUACAAAAGCAGGAUCUACACGAGCGAGCUGAGGCAGUUCUACAAGAAGCAGACAAGCUCGGAUGCCGCAAGUUCUUGACACCAAAGUCACUCGUCGCUGGUAAUCCCAAGCUCAACUUGGCGUUCGUCGCCAAUCUAUUCAACAACCACCCCGCCCUUGAUCCCAUCACUGAGGAAGAAAAACUCGAGGUUGAAGAUUUCGAUGCGGAGGGUGAACGCGAGGCUCGAGUCUUUACACUGUGGCUGAACAGCCUGGACGUCCAACCUGCAGUUGUCUCGUUCUUUGAUGACCUUAGGGAUGGCAGUAUUCUCCUUCAGGCUUACGAGAAGGUCAUCCCAGGCUCUGUCAACCCCCGUCACGUCAACAAGAGACCAGCGCAUGGAGGUGAGAUGUCGAGAUUCAAGGCCGUCGAGAACACCAAUUACGCGAUUGAGCUUGGAAAGCAAAACGGGUUCUCGCUAGUUGGCAUCCAAGGCGCUGACAUUACUGAUGGGCAAAGGACCUUAACUCUGGGUCUUGUGUGGCAACUCAUGCGCAAGGACAUCACCGUUACUCUAUCUUCACUAGCUCAGAAACUGGGCAAGCGAGAAAUCACCGACUCUGAGAUGGUGCGAUGGGCAAAUGAUAUGUCACGAAAGGGCGGCAGGAAUUCUUCCAUCCGCUCUUUCAAGGAUCCUUCAAUUGGAUCUGGUAUCUUCCUUCUGGAUGUUCUGAAUGGAAUGAAGAGCAGCUAUGUCGAUUACGAUCUCGUUACAUCUGGACAGACUGACGAGGAUGCUUACUUGAACGCCAAGUUGAGUAUCAGCAUUGCUCGAAAGCUCGGCGCGACCAUUUGGCUGGUUCCCGAAGAUAUCUGCCAAGUCCGCAGCCGCCUAAUCACCACCUUCAUUGGUUCUCUUAUGGCUACCCACGAAAGGAUGUAG
Molecule: messenger RNA, 1947 nt
Organism: Fusarium mangiferae
Lineage: Eukaryota; Fungi; Ascomycota; Sordariomycetes; Hypocreales; Nectriaceae
Product: putative fimbrin
Exons: 5
Coding region: 1-1947 (648 amino acids)
Biological process (GO): actin filament network formation; actin filament bundle assembly
Cellular component (GO): cytoplasm; actin filament; actin filament bundle
Molecular function (GO): actin filament binding
Source: RefSeq, a predicted model, not a curated record